AUGCGACUCCGUCGACCGCUUCCAGCGUCUGUGCCGCCUCGUAGCAGACGCCCAGCAUCCCCAUGUUACUUGCACGUGUCUGCAACGCCUUGCCUCAUGAUACAGCCAUGUGUGCUGAUGAGACGAGAGACGUCGACGUGGGCGUUGGCAGCCGGUGGACUGCAGCAAAAGUGGAAGGGGCUGAAGCAGCGCACGGCUUGGCGCUACAAGACGCUGAAGGACGACACGACGGCCAUUGUUUUCAGCGACGAGAUGCAGAAAGAAGUGCGGCUGAAGCCUCGGAAUGGACGACUGGACGAUCCUCUGGCUUGUCAUAAUGUGCUGGCAACGGCGUCGACGUCGAGUUUGAAUGGUAUGUUGGGAGCCACGUCGCCUGAGAUGUCGAACCAAUUCUGCAGGACGAUGGUCGGCUUUAUGCUGUAUUCGUGCACACCGUCUGGACGUGCAAAGGUGCUGGAUGUCCUGACGAAGCAGCGACUGGGAGAGAUCACAAUUGCUAACCGAGCACUGGUGAUUCGCGCGAUUCAGCGCUGUUUGUCACUGCCAUUGAUCCGUGACAAAAGCGCGCUGCAUAGUGCGGCGAAGAAUGUGGUUUGUGGCACAUUUGGGUUGGAGUUGUCGGCUCUAAAGGAACAGAUUCACUUGAAUGAAGAGGCUUUCAUUGACACAGCAGGUCAUAUUCAGUUCGGAGCAAGCGUGGAUCUCGAUAAGGGUUCGUGUCGUCGAAGGACGCCUGCUCAAGAAGACCCGCCGCACUCGGGAGACCUCAUUCAGCUCAUUUUUGGAAACAAGAACAUCACCGAAGUCGUGACCAUGAUGCAGCAUAUUGCAGUGGAAAGUCUCAAGGUCAAGGCACACCAGCCGGAUCUGGUCAAGGUGGUCAGUGACAUUGACGACACACUCUUCCCGGGUUGGCUCGAUAAGCGUUAUCCGCUGCAUAUUCCGUACCCAGGUGUCUCGGAACUGUAUGCGCGGCUCUCCCGUGGCCUCGCACAAGAUGCCAAAGGCGAAAGCUUUCGCCCGUCAAUCACCUUCCUCACUGCAAGACCUCGUGGUUGGCUAAGUGUUGGGCGCUAUCUUACAAUGCAGCACUUGAAGAAGCUGGGUGUAUCGAAUGUCACGGUGCUCAACGGGUCCGUAAAGGGGCUCGUGAGCAACGAGAAGAUCGCGGGUCUCAAGAUGGACAACUUUUCUCGCUUUGCAGCUUUGUUUCCAGAGUUCAAGUUUGUCUUUUUCGGUGACUCGGGCCAAGGCGAUGCGUUGUUGGCAUCGCGACUGCUGAAGGAGUGCCCAGAGCAGGUGCUGGGCGCUUUCAUUCACAACGUGAAUCCCCUUUUCGCUCGUGCAGGCGACGGCGGGAUCAAGCGGGUGUACGCUGCUGAAGGUGUUGAGUUUUUUGAGACCUUCACUGGGGCGGCACUUGGAGCGUACAAAAAGGGGUUGAUCUCAGCCAAGGACGUUAGAGCCGUUGCGGACGCCUCUACGAAGGAGCUGGACGAACUUGUUUUUGUUGGACCUGAGGCCGCCACUACGAAAGUCGAGAGACGUCGGGAAUUGCAGCAUGAUAUCGACCUCAUUGACACGCAUUUGCACGUUGAGGAGGCAUAA
Peronospora matthiolae is the source of this 1608-nucleotide messenger RNA. The record is from the annotation of a GenBank genome assembly. Lineage: Eukaryota; Oomycota; Peronosporomycetes; Peronosporales; Peronosporaceae.